This is a messenger RNA of Fonsecaea nubica, 765 nucleotides long. RefSeq lists its product as hypothetical. The record is from RefSeq and is a predicted model, not a curated record. The transcript has a single exon. Bases 1 to 765 code for a protein of 254 amino acids. Gene Ontology annotation, molecular function: RNA binding; metal ion binding. NCBI's taxonomy places the organism in Eukaryota, Fungi, Ascomycota, Eurotiomycetes, Chaetothyriales, Herpotrichiellaceae.
AUGGCGUCCGUGGCUUCAUCGACACCAACCGUGCAAGACGCGACCCUUCCCAAGAAUCCCACUUCGGCGCAACCAACGUACAAUUUCAGCUUUACACCUUUUCUGCGCAGUAACGGUCUCGCCGCUCUCGCAUCCACCGUGCCCGUCUGUCCUGACUUCGCCAGUACAGGCCACUGUCCCCGCGGACGUCGCUGCCCCGACCGCCAUCCCACCCCCACCCAAGCGCAGGCACCCCAUUCCCAACAACAUCACUACGGUCGCCACGCCAAUGAUAACUAUGUCUGCAAGCACUGGCUCAAGGGUCUCUGCAAGAAGGGCGACGCCUGCGACUACCUCCACGAGUACAACCUGCGAAAAAUGAGCGAAUGCCAGUUUUACAAUCAAAACGGGUAUUGUCAGAACGGCGACGAGUGUCUCUACGUACACGUCAAGGAGGGUUCCAAGCUGCCCAUGUGUGAAGACUACAACAAAGGUUUCUGCGAGAAGGGCCCUAGAUGUCCAAACCGACACGUCAGGAGAAAGCUGUGCGAAUUCUAUCUGGCCGGGUUCUGUCCGGACGGGAAAGAGUGCAAAUUUGGGGUUCAUCUGAAAAGUGGUCCUGCGGCGGCGGCUGCGGCUGCAGCAGAGAAGGACGCCGAUGCACACAGGAGAGAACGAGCCGCGGAAAUGGACAAGAGAGAAGAAGAAUCGCGCAAAGACUACGGCUGGAAGGGCGGCAGAGGUGGAAAGGCGGGAAGAUGGAGAAGCAAACGAGACAGAAGGUGA